Molecule: messenger RNA, 11133 nt
Organism: Xyrichtys novacula (pearly razorfish)
Lineage: Eukaryota; Metazoa; Chordata; Actinopteri; Labriformes; Labridae
Source: the annotation of a GenBank genome assembly
GUUUCUGUCUCGAACUUGACCGUGAGUACCAGCUGGGAGACAACCGUCAGCAGCGAGCUCGGAGCGGGCUGCGGAGGAUGUGGACCCCGUCGCGGGGACAGGCUCCGGGCGGGACGCUCGUGUCGGGUCGGCUCUCCCUCGCCCAGUCGCCCCUCUCCGCGGUCACCCCCUCGCCCCCAUGAAGCCCCCGCUGAUGAAGCCCCGAGCUGCCAGAGUGAGGCGGAAAGUGGCCGGAGACAGAGAGCAUGUACUGGCGUGUCGGGUUUGCAUGGACGCGGUCGUGUGUGGUUGAGCUCGGCCAGAACCAGAGCCUGUCCUCCGGCCUGCUCGGCGCCGAGGAGACGCUCUCGUUUUAUGGGUACAUCAUCGCCUACCCCCUGCAGGACUACGGCGGGAUCAUGUCGGCUCUGGGCUCGGACUCUUGGUGGCGGAAGACGCUGUAUCUGACCGGGGGGGCUCUGCUCGCUGCUGCUGCUUAUCUGCUGCACGAAUUAUUGGCCAUCAGGUACAAAACAAGACAGAGAGGAGGAGGAGGAGGAAGGUCUGCAGAGGAAGGUCUGCAGGAAUCAGGCCUCCUGGACUCCAAAUACACCAUCAGCUGAUCAGAUUAUUUAUUGUGUUUAUUCUCUUAAAACUGCUGUUUUUUCUUCUUGGGUUGAGAUUACUUAAUGUUGUCAGGAUGGGCGGGGUGAGAGCGGAGUCGAUGGAGAAUAAGGAGUCGUGAGUGGGUGGUUUGUGAUGUAACGGAACCCCCACCCAACCCCCUCCUCAUAUACACACACAUGCACACACACACUCACAUCAGUGUAUAUUAACAUCUCUAUUGGCUCAUUUAUGACCUUUACUGGUUUAACCCCGGGGACUCUGGUUUGUGUUUUCUUGGUUUGUUGUUGCUCUGCAGGCCUCUCUCUCUCUCUCUCUCUCGCUCUCUCUCUCUCUCUUACAAAACUGAUGUUACAUUUGGUAACAGAGGGUCACUUUCACGUGUCUGUGUUUCAAGGACGACAUGAUGUAAAGGUUCAUUCCGUGUUUUUGCUUCACUCUAACCCUUCCUCUCUAAUAGAUAUAGUUAUAUUAUCACUGCAGAUAUAGAGAAAAAUCCCCCGGGCUGAAGCUAAAUAUAAACAUACAGGAGUAUAACAAUAGACAUCUAUGAAUGAAAGGGUAUUAUGAUAGAAAAGAGCUAAAUUUAUAGGUUAUAGUCGAUAUUAUUGAUUGUUCUUCGGCUGAAUGUUUUGACCUCAAUGAGUCUCAGGUAACCUGCAGUGUAAGCCUAUUGUUGUUGACACUAUGACACAGAAGAGCGCUGACUGUUUCCACUGACCGUUUCCACAGACCGUUUCCUCUGUUUUCAGUGUGGGUUUGAGACGUAAUGAGGAUGUUUUGAUGGUAUGAGGUCUGGAAAUGUUGCAGAGCCAUUAUGACUGCAGAGUCGAGCUGCUGCUGCUGUUGUUUGUUGUGCAGGAAUAGUUUUGAAAUGAGGCUCAAUGGAAAGAUGGUGUUGUUACUGUUGUUGUCUGGUCUGAUAGAUACGGUGGCCGAAAACCGCCACUGCUGCAAAAGAACGCAAAAAAAGAAACCGAAGCCACUUCUGUUGUGGCUUUUUAAUAUUUGAUUCCUUUUUAAGGCUGCACGAUAUUGGAAAAAACUAACACUGUGUUUUUUUUCAACCCUGCGAUAUAGAUUGGGAAAUUUUAAAAAAAGGAGGAAUUUUCACCAAAUGACCUGAAUCUGACUUUCUGCUGAAAUCUUGAGGACAGUUAACCUGCUCUGAUCUUUUGGUUCAUUGCUCAUUUUGCAAUCGUUGUUGUUGUUACCGGUGUUGUGCCGAGAAACGCUUGUCAGCCGAGAAUUUCAUGCACCUCGCAAAACGCACACCGAUUAUAGUCGAGUGGUCCACAGAUGUACAAUUUUAAACCCAUAAAAUUCUUAUUUGUUGGGCUAAACAGUGAUGAGGAAUGUUCAGAAAGUAAUUCUCAGUGGACACGCGUUUCUCAGCUCAACACCGGCAGCGCCAGCGACUCACUCCAUGUACGGAGGCGUGGUUUCCUCCUCUCUGAUUUUGAUUGACGGCUGGCAGGGUAGUCUGACUGGCAACUGAGUAAAGAACGAAUAUGAUUGGUGGAUGUGUAUCUCAGUCAGCUACCCUUGAAAUUAGAUGAGUUCAUUCGCCUCCAAUGUGACUAUUGCGCACACGAACAUCGUGAUGACGAUGCUCAAAUGAUAUAUCGUGCAGCCCGAGCUCAAUAGAAUAGUGCUGUUGUUGGUGUUGUUGUUGUUGUUGUCUGGUCUGAUACAGGCCUAUGCAGCGCCCCCCUCGUCCUCCAUGCUAGGCUUCACAACCCGGCGUCCUCGCUCCUGUAACAGAGAUUGAAGUAAUUAGAGGUUAUUGCACAAGAGCCAGCCUCCUUUAGAGCGAGUCGGCAUUUUAGCUCCACACAGUCGUGGACAGCUCCCCCACUCUGUUUCAGCACUCCCCACAGUGGACAGCUCCCUUUAAGCUCAGCAUUAUGUGAGAGUGUCGCCGUUUGUUCGGGCCUGUCCUUGCCUGCCAUGAAUUAGCCUCCAACAGUGUCCGUGAACGCACCAUCCUCCUUUACAGUGUCCGUGAACGCACCAUGGUCCCUCACAGUGUCCGUGAACGCACCGUCGUCCCUCUCAAAGGUGUGAUUCACUGUUUCGACAUUGCAGCGUCUCUCUUGGCUCGUGUGGUCGGCCCCGGGGCUGAGAUCUGAGGACGAGUUUAAGGACAUUAGUUGAAGUUCAUUGACUUGUGUUCAGUCUAUAUGACAGUCCGAUUCACCCGUCACACCCACGCAUCAUAUCAAACUGAAGUUAGCUCAGAAUAAAAACUGGAUUCAGUCCAAAGCUGUGAUUUUUGCUAAAGGUUACAAACUCAAGGAGAGUGAGGUGGAGAAAAACAGCCGAGAACUCAUCUGCUCUCUGAGUUUUAUGGGAACAAAUCAAGUGAAUGUAAAGAUCAUUUCUACGUUUUAGGAGUGUUUUGGCUUUUUGACAACUCUGUCCAUCCCUGCUCCUCUCAUCUUCAGUCUUGUCACUAAGCUUGGCUGACAGGCUUUUGUUUCAGUUCUGAUAAAACAAAGGUUAAUUUAUUCAGCAGAUAACUUUUAAAUAAUGUGCUGCAUCAUAAAACAGAAGUCAUCUUUCAAAGCAUCGACAGCCUGAUGCGUCUCCCUCCAAUAUCGUCAUUAAAAAACUGAAAACAUCUACAGAGACCAGAUCCUUCAGAUCCAAAUCCUACUGCAGCAAAAUCCAGUCUGCAGGAGCAGAGAACCUGAAACUCUUUGACUCAUUUCAAGACAAACUCUGGGGACAGAGAGCAAAAGUAAAUUCUGUGUGUGAGUCACAGAACAAAGACUAUAGCCUCUGUAAUUUUUGUAUGAAUUAAAUUGAAUUAAAUAAGAGGGAAACAAGUGAAGAAUCGCCUUAUAAACAAGGACAUGGUCAGGAUUUAGUCGACAUGUGGAAAACACAGACCAGACAGAGAACAGUGAAGAGUUAGAAACGUAAUAAAUAAAUGACCCUCAGAGCUCCACGAUAAACAUCAUCCAGAGAGGGAAGGUUUUUGAUAAAGAUGAAUUAGUUACAUCUUUUAAAACUCACUUUUUUAGACUUGCUUAUACAUGAUACAUGAUUUAUUUAUUUAUUCAAUUUAUUGCCUGCAUACCUCUUGUUUAACCUUGUCAGUAAUUAUUAUUAUUAUUAUUAUUGUCGUUUUUAGUCCUUUGUUUUUUUGUCCAUUUUUAACUGUCUAUUGACUAUUAUUAUUAUUAUAAAGCUUGAGUCAUACUGUCUUUCUCUUUGUUAGAUUAAAAACUUCCGUACUCAAGAACAACAUCAGACAAAGUCUAAAACCUGAAAGUUCGACUUCUGUGGUUUUCUUGGCUGGUUGUUCUCAGUCUUGGCUCACUAAUAAUAUAAAUAACUAUAGAUUAAUAUAUUAUAAUAUUACUGCUCAGUUAUCACCGUGUUUAUUGAGAACUACAGCUGUUGUCCAUUAUCCUCAAUAUGUAAUAUAAGUAUAUAUUAUUGAGGGGGAUUCUUGGCUUUUGGUUCCACAAACAGGAUCUAAAAUGAUCCCUUCAUCUGUGUUUCUGUUUCUCUUUCCUCAGGAAGGAGGAAGAGCUGGACUCUAAAGAUGCCAUCAUCCUCCACCAGUUCUCCCGGCCCAAAUCCGGCGCCCCGUCCCUGUCCCCCUUCUGCCUUAAGAUGGAGACCUACCUCCGCAUGGUGGACCUGCCCUACCAGGUAAAAUGUUGACUGAAAAAAACACACUGUCUCUAACGCUCACCUGUCAUCUUUGUGAUCAUUAAAAUGCAGCGCUGUUGUUUUUCGUGAAUAUCCAGAGUCGAGGUCGUCUUUAACUCUUUCUCUCUUGCAGAACUACUUCGAUGGGAAGCUCUCACCGCAGGGGAAGAUGCCUUGGAUCGAGUACAACCAGGAGCAGGUGUGCGGCUCUGAAUUCAUCAUCGACUUCCUGGAGGAGCGGCUGGGCGUCAGCCUCAACAAGAGCCUGACGGCGCAGGAGAAGGCUGUGUCUCGCGCCGUUACCAAGAUGGUGGAGGAGCAUUUCUACUGGUGAGAGAAAAAAAACACAAACAGAGGAGAUACGAGAGAGUGCGACGUCAAAUCAGGUAUUUUUGUUCAUCUUGAGCUGUGUCUGUCUGUCGCAGGACAAUUGCUUACUGUCAGUGGGUGGAUAACCUGGAAGAGACCCAGAAGAUGCUAGCAGUGAGCGGACCACUGAGCGACCUCCUCAAGUGGAUCCUGAGUCACCUGACUGGCGGGAUUGUCAAGCGGGAAAUGUACGGACACGGAAUCGGACGCUUCUCCAAGGAGGAAGUCUACGCCCUGAUGGAGAAGGACAUGCGCACUUUGGCCACUCUGCUCGGUAAAUUCAGAGUUUACUCUAAAAAAAACUUCAUCCACCUGAGAUCCAGGCCUCAGUGUGGUUCACAGGUUCUUCUUUGAAUGUAUCCACAGCAAAGCAGUUCCAGAGCGUUCACCGUGUAAUGAGGACGCUUUGUCACAAUUUGUCUGGUCUUUGUGUUCCUUUAUUCGCCCCCGGAGGGCGCUCAGAGGCUUUAAUGGGACAGUGAAACCACGGCUGUGGGUUUUCAACAUGUACCCUGAGAACUAUAACCAGAAACAUCAUGUGUGUCCUUGUUAAGAAGCUGCAAAAGGGCCAGAGGAAAAUGGAAGGGCAGCACAACACUGCCCUCCUGUGGUUAAUCUUAACACUACAGGAUGGAAGUGGCAGUUUAUUGAAGGAAGACUCUGAACAGAGAGAUGUGAGGGCAUACAUGUGGUACUAAAAAGGUGUCAUUUCCCUUUUCUUUGUGUGCCGUCAUAGGUGAUAAAAAGUACCUUAUGGGCUCCAAGCUCUCCACAGUAGACGCCGCCGUGUUCAGUCAUCUGGCCCCCGCCAUGUGGACGCUCCCAGGAACACGACCGGAGCAGCUCAUCAAAGGUGGGUUAAAGAAAAUAAUCAACAUAAUCCACGUCAUUUACCUGCAGGAUUGGCGAACAGAUUUAGUCUACACUCUUAAAGAGAUAAUCCAGCGUAAAAUUAAGUUAUGGUCAAACACACCACAUCACCGAGUUAGACACCCCCACCAGAGAUGAAUGUUGCCGACCGCUUGCUUCUCUAAUUAUACCAACUUUAGUAAUGACAGCGGGGUUUCGCAGCUCAAGGAAGAACAUUUAUGAUCAUUACUUCAUGGAAAUACAAUCAGACUGAGACACUAAGACAGAAGAACUACAGCGUCUGAAGUGUAAAAUGAUUAAUAUGGUGAUUAUUACUUCAAGGAAAUGAUAAAGAAAUGAUCAUAAAUGUUCUUCCUUGAGCUGCGAAACUCCACUGUAGUCUGUAAUGGACUGGCCUGAGGUCUCACUACAAACAAGCGGCUGCUGGAAGAGAGUCGGUGAGUUGUGUUUAGUCUCUUUGCUCAAGAAAUGAGUCCAAGUUAAAAAGAUGUUCGGUGUCUAGUACUAUGGCUGUGACCCUAUAUGUCCUGUUGAUGAAGUUAGGUGCUGUUCUGAGCAUUAUUGGUGUCUAUAGAGUGGCGUUUUGGUUGAGGUUUGUUUAUGGCUCCUCAGACCGCUGUGUAUUGCUAUCGUGCGGUUGUUAAUAAAGUUGGUAUAACUAGAGAAGCAAGCGGCCUUUAAAGGGACAGUACAAAAGAAAUGUGACGUUAUAAAAUGAGAUUUUAUAAUAUGCACCUUGGACUUCUGUUGUCAGUUCUAGAUAUUCACAUAUAUGAGUCACUGAAGUUAUAAGGAUGUGCAAAAUGAAUAUGUGGCAUACUAGAAGUAUUUUUUGCAGAGUGAUGUAGGGCUGUGCGAUAAACCGAAAAUUUACUGAUACCAAAAUUUACGACAAUAACCGAUGUCAUUUUGACCAUAUCAGUAUAUUUGGUGUCAAAAAAUAAAUAAAAGUUGUUUUUUUUCCUGAAGUUUCUUUGCCUUUAGAAUAAAUUCAGUUCAUUAGAACAUCUUUUUUAUGACUGUAAGUAUGUCGACUGUCGAGGGAGUUCAACUAGAGUUAAUUCUCUUACUGUGGGAAACAAUCUGAUCUUCAUCAAGACAGUUUCCUUCUUUGACAAAAACACUAAUCCUGUUCACUACGUGGGAGGGGGUGAGCAGCUGGUGGAGUAGUUAUCAUCCAUUUAUCCUCAUCGAAGUGAACUGAUCAAUAUAUCGUGAUAUUGAUUUGAGGCCAUAUCGCCCAGCCCCACAGUGAUAUCUUCCAAUCAGAAUUAUAUAUGAUUAUUUUCAGAAUUUCUCACCCUCUCCCGUCUCUGUCUCCACCAGGCGAGCUCAUCAACCUCGCCAUGUACUGUGAGCGCAUCCGUCGGCGGUUCUGGCCCGAGUGGUUCGUGGACCUGGAAGACUUCUGCUACAGCGACAGCACAGAGGGCAGCGACUCGCCCUCCAAACUCCCGGACCUGGGCCUCUACUCGGGUUCGGACACCUUCCAGGACUGUACACAAUCCCACUCCCUCCACACUCACACGCCGCAGGAGCCGCCGUCGCCGGGCAGCGAUCCUACAGGCCACUCCCUGUAUGACUCUGACAUGGACACAGAGUGCUCUGAAAUGGACCAGCUCAAGUGUUGACGAUACACACACACAUGCCUAGUUCACAAACACACACACAACAUUGAAACGCACACCACAGAGGGCAGCUGCGUUCGAUCUGCACACACGUCCCCGUUCUCUUUCGCAGAGAUUCUGGGGAGUAUUUUUGUGUCGGCGGAGGACCGAGACGUCCGACCCGCACGCUGUAGUGGAGGAACGCCUGCCGUCAGGGCGAACAGAGCGAGAAAAACGGCGUGAAGUAGAGAAAAGAAGCAGAUUAAUCAGGAGUACAUGAUGCCGCUGCUGAGAAACUCCUCCUCCUCGUCCACAUCGUGGUCAUUUACAGCGACGACUUCAACCCGUCUUUUCCUGUGUGCCCCUCGUUGUCCCUCGUAGCAACCUCGCACCACCCGGCCUUGUGUGUUUCCACAAACUGAACCCGUAUCGCCUUGUGUAAGGACCUGUACAGGACUGAUCCGGUGUACAUAUAUAAAUUAACCAGAUUAAAUAGAUAGAAUAUUUGAUUAUUUAUGAGUAUAAAUAGUAUAGAUAAGCCUGAACAUGUAGAGUCACCCCCUCUGUGUAAAUACUCUAGAUGUCCCCCCUUCUGUGUUUGACACACGGGCCAAACCGUCUCGUUAAAGUCCACCUGAGGACCCUCCUGUCCUGUAUGUAUCCGUCUACACACCUGAGAUAUUACAGUGAUGCCUGCUGUCCUUAUCUAGAUACUGCAGUGUGAUAUCAAAGGAGUCAAUGGAGAGUUAAUCUUAAUAUUUUCGCCUUUAAAAACAACUUAAUUUGCCAAAAAUAAACAUAUAUAUAGAUAUAUUUCCCCUCACUUUAGAGUCAUGAUAUGAUCUAGACCGUCAUUGAGGAUAACGGCUUUAGUUUGAACGGAUAUUUAUGAAACAUUUACGCGUCGAGCGAGUCAAACAAUCACGUAGAAAUAGAUGAAAUAGAUGUAGCGCCUGAGUGAAAGUGCAUGGCUGGUUCGUGCCGAUAAAUAAAAACCCCUUUAAACGUUAUUUAAAAAUCAUUUUCUGACUUAAAGUCGACGUUUCUGUUUGUUUUGGUUGAAUUAAAGAUGUAGCAGUUAAAGGAGUCAGAGCGAUGCAGAGUAGAGAAGCACCGAUCAUCACUCAUCCGAUGUCCGAUCUAGUUAAUUUGUCAAUAUCUGAUCCAAAUACUGGAUCGGUGCAUCCCUGAUAAAGAGUUGUUGUGUAGCAGAAUAGAGCAGACUUUCUUUGUAACGCCAGACUAGGCUGCAGUGGUUCGAUGUCAAGGUGAGAGUUUUGUGUGUUUGUCGCUCAGCAGAUGCACAAAAACGACAUUUUGCACGUUUGGAUUUCUAAUCUGGCUGCAGAGGAAAAAGGGUUUACAGUACGUCUGCGAUGACUCAUCCUCUGUGCGGAUGAGAGCAGACGAGUGACGUAUCACACAGCUCAGCAUUUACCCUCCACACACACAAACACACACACACACACAUACACACACACUGACUCAGUACAGAUCAGGUGAGAGGAACGACAGGAGCUGGAGUGCGACAUUCAAAGUCAUGAAUUUGGAGAUUUGCAGAGAAGAAAAACAAAAAUAUAUUUAAAUUAGUGCAGAAACAGCGCCCCCUUUUGGUUGUUUUGUAAAACUGCAAGCAAGAAGAAAAAAAAUGGGUCCUCAUGAGAGUUUUUGUGCCGUCAAGACUAGGGCCUGACAGAUGUGGAGUUUUUGGGGCUGAUACCGACACCGAUUACCGAUUAAUCAGCCGAUGUCUUAAAAUUUUUAAGUUAUAAAAAAACAUAUAUACACAGUAUAUAAUAUACUGUAGAUAUACUGUAGGCUCCUGCUCUUAAUAUCACAGAAAGACCGAUUGAUCAAUCUCAGACCAGAAAAGCGUUUUCAACCCCCUCCCUGAUCGGUGCCUCCGCGUCUUAACUCACGUUCCUCAUUUCCGGUCUCAUCUGGAGACAUGCAGCUGCCUCCAUCAGAGAAGUAGCUCGAUCACUAAUGUGUACUGUUGUUUAUUCUACUGUUACUGACACGGCUAACAGUGUAGCAAGGCUAAUAGCAGGUGGCUAACUCUAACUUUAGCUUCACCGUUAACUCGGCGUGACCGAGACCAGCACAGCGGGGAACAUGGUGAAGUGGGUUGAACUGAAACUUGUUGACUUAUUGUGUAUUUCACAAACUGGUUUAUUUACCGUUGAGGCGGACCGCUCUCCUCCGUGCGUCCCUGAGCUGCUGCUUCAGAUCCGUCACUCUGCUGUGCUCUGAGGUAGUUAGUGGAUGAAGAUCGUCAUGAGGUCGCUGCGCCAUCUACAGGAUAAGUUAGGGAACAUUUUCGAAGUGAAACCGAAUCUUUCUCUCCACAUUUUAUUUCUGAAAAUAUCGGUGAAAAUCUGCGAGUUUUGGCCGAUUACCUUUUAGGGCCCUAGUCAAGACGAACAUCAUGAUGAUAUUUUAAAGCAGCAAAGACCGACAUAUCUCAGCGUAAGCCUCGCUCCUACUGAGCAUGUGCGGCACACGUUCAUUCAUUUUAAUACGAGAAUCAUUUCUGAAAAAGUCGCUCUGUGUCUUAAACUCUCAUGUUUGCAUGUUUCUGCCUUCUCUUGGUUUCAGCCUUACAGACUCUGACUCCUCCUGCUGUUUACGUUGAAUCAGUGCCAGCGUUUAACUUCUUUUUAUAUUGAUUAUAACUUAGUUAUUUAUUUAUUAAUGCUUUUAUAUGAUUUAUUGACGUGUUAAUAUUGUUGAUUAUUCUGCACUUUGUUUUCUUCUCUCGUGGAGAGUUCCCAUCAAUCAGUCAAUCGUCGUAUUGAUCUGUGUAUGAGUGCAAUAUUCAUUGACUUCCAUUGACGGUAAAUUGCAUGUUUGUCCAUGUUUCUCUGUGUUAUUUGGUAAAUGUUUGAGUAUCAUACGAUCGAUAGCGUUUCAGCCCGUCAUCUGCUGCAAAAUCGAGUCCUGAGGAAAAGUCCAGACCUCCUGCGGAGCUUCACAUCCGGUCCAGAACCUUCCAGGUGGACCCUCAUUGAUCGCUUGAGCUCAUAUCUGCAUGACGACGCCGGUCAGCCUCCUGAUCAGCUGACGAUCAGCGUUUCCAAUAUUGUAAAAAGGAAAACCCCGCCCUGUCCCAGAUCAUCUUCACCGUGUCUCUGUGACCCUCAGCUGUUCAAGGUCAAAGGUCAUGUAUAUGUUGCCCCCCCCUCCAUUGAGACUAAUGCCUGUAGACUUUAGAAGCCAUAUUGCGUUGUCUGGUGGUGUUGUGCGUGCUGAAAACACUCGUGAAGCCUCAUCAAAGUGUAAAUACGACAAAGCGGGGAACGCUAACGGACGCGGCUCUGUAUCUUUAAAAAAGAUUCUUAUGAAUGUAACGAAACUAGAGAUAAAAACGCUGUAUGACAAUGGAUUACUCGUAUAUUUCAUUAAAUAUAGCUGUGGCAUUUUCCUCUUGGUUUGGACUUUUAUUUUGAAAAAAGGUGAGUCUUCCCCCCUCCUGUUUCAGAGCUGGUUCAGUCUGGUGUGUGUAUCACUAUCCUAAUCCCUCUCCCUCUGAGCUCACUACCAAAUGACAAUACUAAGCCCACCCAACAAUGAUAAAGAAUGAGCCGGCUGCCCUUUUCUUUCUAUAGAAGAGAGAGAGAGAGACGGAGUGAGUGUUUGGGUGAGAAAGGAAAAGAUGAGAGAUAUUUGACGACAGCGAAUCUCUGCAGAGAUGUUUAACCCACAGGAAAGAGGAGAUCAGUCAGAGCUGACGGGAACUCCAGAGGAGAAAAGGAGCAGAGUGUGUGUGUGUGUGUGUGACACGUGCCUGUGAGGUUGGAUGUUGUGCAGAGGGAGCUGUGAAUGUGCCUUUGUGUGUGUGUGUGUGUGUGUGUGUGUGUGUGUGUGUGUGUGUGUGUGUGUGUAAGUGAGAAAAAAUGAAUAAUGCAGAGGAUGCCUGUACCAGCGUGAGGGCCUGGAGGAGGGCAGAUGGUCGCCUGCUGAUAGGACAGAAUCCAGGCAACAGGGUCCUCCAGAGAGCCGGGUUUAGACCUGGCUU